AUGAACGACAUAUACAACAGCCAUCACCACUUGGGUGAGGAAGCUCCGUACCCGACGCCUUAUCCAACGCCUUACCCGACGCCGUAUCCGCAGCAUGCUCCCGUGUCCAUCCAGAACAAUAAUUAUGACAGCUCGGCGUUUUCAGCAUCUACCUCGAUGGCGGGCUCGAGCCUCAACCCGAGUCCACUGUACUCGGACCCUCGAGACCACCAUCUGGCGAUGCUUGACUCGUACGGAGCCGAUCGGAAACCUCUGGAUAUGAGCGCAGCUCACAGAAGUCAUCCGUAUUUCUCCGCGGCACACUCGCCGAUGCAUUACAGAGGUCAUCAUCCGCCCCCAGCUCAUCCCGAAGAACCGCCGAUGAUGAUCGCCAGUCUCGCCGGUUCGAAUAAAGAUCUCAAUCAUAAACAGCACGGUCUUCUCGGUCCGCCAAAACUCACCGGAGGUCAUCUGCCGCCGUCGCCGUUACCGAGUCCGCCCGUGAACGCACUCGCACGUCGAAAGGACCAGCCCCUGACUCGGGACGUCAUGGCCCGCUACCUCAUAGAACGCAAUUCCAAUGAUAUGGUACUAGUGAUCCUGCACGCGAAAGUCGCUCAGAAGUCGUACGGCAACGAGAAACGCUUCUUCUGUCCACCCCCGUGCAUAUACCUGUUCGGCGACGGCUGGCAACGGAAACAGGACCAGAUCAUGCGAGAAUACGGCGACAACACGGAAGCCGGCCACCAGGCGAGUCAGCUGUGCGCGUUUAUCGGUAUCGGAAACUCUGACCAGGACAUGCAGCCUCUAGACUUCAACGGGAAGAAAUACUGCGCGGCGAAAACCCUGUUCAUUUCGGACUCCGACAAACGGAAGCACUUCAUGCUAUCGGUGAAGAUGUUCUACGGCAACGGCGAAGAUCUCGGAGUAUUCCACUCGAAACGAAUCAAAGUCAUUUCGAAGCCGUCGAAGAAGAAACAGUCGCUGAAAAACGCUGAUCUCUGCAUUGCUUCGGGUACCAAGGUGGCGCUGUUCAAUAGGCUGCGCUCGCAGACCGUGUCCACCCGGUAUUUGCAUGUGGAAAAUGACAAUUUCCAUGCGUCGUCGACCCAAUGGGGGGCGUUCGAGAUCCAUCUGUUGGACGAUGAAGAAUCGGAGAGCGAAGAAUUCAACGUCCGCGAUGGUUACAUCCAUUAUGGGUCCACCGUGAAGCUUGUGUGCUCCGUGACCGGGAUGGCGAUGCCUCGGCUCGUUAUCCGCAAAGUAGACAAGCAGACCGCACUCCUAGAUGCCGACGAUCCCGUCUCACAACUGCACAAAUGCGCGUUCUACAUGAAGGACUCAGAAAGGAUGUACCUGUGCCUUUCCCAGGAGAAGAUCAUCCCGUUCCAGGCGACACAGUGCCCCAAAGAACCGAACAAAGAGAUGAUCAACGACGGAGCAGCAUGGACGAUCAUUUCCACUGAUAAAGCUGAGUAUACGUUUUUCGAAGGGAUGGGUCCCGUGCGCGCGCCCGUCACCCCGGUGCCUGUGGUGAAUUCGUUGCAUUUGAACGGAGGAGGAGAAAUAGCAAUGCUGGAGCUCGUCGGAGAAAACCUCACCCCCGAUCUCAAGGUUUGGUUCGGCAACGUCGAAGCUCCCGAAACGAUGUUCCGAUGCGAAGAAAGUAUGCUUUGCGUGGUACCUGACAUUUCGGCAUUCAAGGAAGGUUGGCAAUGGGUGCGUCAACCAACCCAGGUUCCCGUUAGCCUUGUCCGAUCUGACGGGGUCAUCUAUGCAACGAGCCUCACAUUUGUAUAUACGCCGGAAGUAGGCCCCCGACAGCCCUAUCCAUGCGUAGGAGAUAUCUUAAGGCCACAAAGCCAACUGCAGAGCGUCUCACCAGGUUGUGGUCAGCAGCAGCAGGCUUCGCAACUGCAGGACGAUGUCAACUCGCAGCAGUCGCAAAGUUCUACGAAUCAUUACAUGCAUUUGCAAUAGACCAAGCGCUGCUCAAUCUAUCGGUCCGCUGACUGGAGACCGGUCGUGCGAUCGGAGAACAGUCGAUAUCGACGCGAUGGUUUGACUUACUUUAAAAAAUUAGACACAUCUGAAUCAUUUUUGUGAAAUCCAUUCA
Molecule: messenger RNA, 2095 nt
Organism: Galendromus occidentalis (western predatory mite)
Lineage: Eukaryota; Metazoa; Arthropoda; Arachnida; Mesostigmata; Phytoseiidae
Gene: Su(H)
Product: recombining binding protein suppressor of hairless
Exons: 3
Coding region: 1-1959 (652 amino acids)
Biological process (GO): regulation of transcription by RNA polymerase II
Cellular component (GO): nucleus
Molecular function (GO): RNA polymerase II cis-regulatory region sequence-specific DNA binding; DNA-binding transcription activator activity, RNA polymerase II-specific
Source: RefSeq, a predicted model, not a curated record